AGGAAGUUUCUGAUUCAGUAAUCUUUUUCAUUUUAAAGGUGUUUUCUUCCUGUUAUGGCUCCUCUCUGACUUCACAGCUACCUCUUUGCCAAAUAUUGCACCCAGUGGAACAGCAACUCAGUCAUCGACAAAUUUUGAUGGUUACGCUUCAAAAGCAGUUGAUGGGAAUAGAGACCCAAGUUUUUAUAGUGGAUCUUGCACCCAUACACAAUUUGGACCAAGCCACUGGUGGAGUCUUCUUCUGCCGGCCGUGUACAGAAUCGAAUCAGUUAGCAUCACCAACAGAAAUGAAUUCCCUGCGAGGAUCAAUAAUGCCAUGAUACUCAUUGGGAAUUCCCUAGAGAACAACGGCAACAACAACCCAAGAUGUGCUCUUAUCCCUUCAAUUCCAAAUGGAGGUACUAGGUCUUUCAACUGUGGAGGGAUGAUAGGUCGGUUGGUCAAUGUGGUUAUCAAUGGCACAGACCCUGGAGGUGCAUUGACAUUGUGUGAGGUGCAAGUGUUUGGAGAACUGGCUGCUCCUUCUCCUUCCUUCAGUGCGGUGGUGAUGGGUAGGGGCAUAGCAGUGGUGGAAAGCAAGCUGUGUUGGUCAGAUGCCCUGUUAUAUUGCAGAGAGUUCUACUGGGACCUGCUUAGCAUACGCAGUGAGGAGGAGCAGAGGGAGGUGGAAACGGUGCUGAGAACCGCCUCCUUCCCCCUCACCGACCACAUUUGGUUGGGACUCCGAAGGUACCUGAUGGGUGUCACAUGGUUUUGGAUGUCUGGUGAUUCUAUGAACUACACAAACUGGGAGACAACGUCUGUCUGGCAAAUCACCAGUCCCUGUGGCAGCAUUGAAGCCAAUGGCUGGACGGAUCUUCCAUGUCAAGAUAACCUUUACUUCAUCUGUUUGACAAACAUUCAGAGGGAUAUAAAAAGAGUGACGUACUUCAGUACCACCAGACCAGACCAAACACAGCUAUGAAGCUUCACUCAGUUCACUUGUCUUCAGUGCCAUGUCUGUGGAUUGUUCCUAGCAAAUGUACAUUUGAAUUGUUGUUGUUUUUCUAUUGUAAAAAAUUAUUCUUGCACCUCAUACAAAUCCUACCUAUGUUACAAAUGAGCCGACUUUAAGUUAGAUGGUGAAAUUAACUAAUAAAAUGUCCUGUUUAAUUUAUUGGAUAAGGCAAAGUUUGCUAAACAGUCAUUUAAAAAAUU
Molecule: messenger RNA, 1197 nt
Organism: Micropterus dolomieu (smallmouth bass)
Lineage: Eukaryota; Metazoa; Chordata; Actinopteri; Centrarchiformes; Centrarchidae
Product: snaclec agglucetin subunit beta-1-like
Exons: 6
Coding region: 317-964 (215 amino acids)
Source: RefSeq, a predicted model, not a curated record